Messenger RNA from Cooperia oncophora, 1233 nucleotides. The record is from the annotation of a GenBank genome assembly. Lineage: Eukaryota; Metazoa; Nematoda; Chromadorea; Rhabditida; Trichostrongylidae.
UUGAUUUUUCAUUUAUUGCAUUUGAGAUUCAUUCAGAAUGGAGAUUGCACGGAUGACACCGGGCCAUUGGAUUUGGAUAAAUUGUUGCCGAAAAGCGUCAUUGAUCAGUACGAUAUGAGCGCUGAUAUGUGGAGAGAGCGUAUUAAGCGCUGGUGGAUCAACAAUCACGGCCAAUCGAGGGAAGACGCUGAAAUGGAAUAUCUCCGUGUGGCCCAAGAUCUCGAAAUGUAUGGAAUACUAUACUACCCAAUCUGUGUAUGGCAAACAAGAAAGAAACUGACCUACAUCUUGGUUAUUUCGGCACAAGGUCUCGGUAUAUAUAAGGGCUCAAAUCGGAUAACACCGCGGCCGUUCUUUUCAUGGAGCGAAAUCAAAAAUAUUUCAUUCUAUAACAAGAAGGUGCAACAGAUGAAAGCGUUGGCAAAAGAAGAACGAGCUCGUAGACAGAUUUUCUCGACCUUAUUUCAUAUUUUCAUCGUUAAGGAAGCCGCCCGUAAAACCGAGGAGACAGCGGAGCUUCUAGCAGAAAAGGCAAGAGCGAGCGAGCAAGAAACGUUGAUGCUCACAAAAAGAGUGAGUGAAGCGGAAGCGGAGUGUCAUCGGUUACAGAUGAACCACGUGAAGUCAGAAGAGGCAUUGAUGAGGAUGGAACGCAAAGCUCGUGAAGCGGAGCUCUAUGCCCAAAGGAUAUCGAUGUCAUUGGCUGAUGUGAAUACGAAACCGCACUAUGCGAGUCACGCACUCAUCACAGAGCCUACCAUUUGGCCCAUGACAAAUAUGGCCUUGCAAGGCACGCUUUCUCAUCAUCAGCUCAUGAUGUCUGCUGGCUCGCAAGAAGGUGAUCGUGGAGCUAUUUCCGAUCGCCCUGCGAUCCAUGCAUCACAACAUCCUCCUGCGCUCAGUUCAAUGUUUAGAUCAGUGCAACCCAGUUUAGCCCAGAUAAUCCACGCCCCACCUCCAGAUCCUUCGGUUAACCAACGACUCGAGUUUCAUAAUUUGCGAACAGAACUCGAAAAAUCCAGGCACGAUUUCUCUGAAAAAGCACGGUUGUUCAAAGAGAGAUUAGAUGAUUUCCGAAACGAAAUUGAUGCACUGAAAAGAGAAGAGAGGCAGACCGAGCACGAUGUUAUUCAUAUUCAUAAUAUGCAUAAUGGUUUUGAUAAAUUCACAACAUUACGAAUGAGUUCCCGUGGUACUCCAAAACAACGUGUCGAGGUCUUCGAGGGAUUGUGA